Messenger RNA from Phlebotomus argentipes, 6900 nucleotides. It is a transcript of the gene Pka-C1, whose product is annotated as cAMP-dependent protein kinase catalytic subunit 1. The record is from RefSeq and is a predicted model, not a curated record. NCBI's taxonomy places the organism in Eukaryota, Metazoa, Arthropoda, Insecta, Diptera, Psychodidae. Bases 890 to 1951 code for a protein of 353 amino acids. Gene Ontology annotation, cellular component: nucleus; cAMP-dependent protein kinase complex. Gene Ontology annotation, molecular function: ATP binding; cAMP-dependent protein kinase activity. The transcript is spliced from 3 exons. Gene Ontology annotation, biological process: peptidyl-serine phosphorylation.
GGUAGUCUGUCAGCCAUUUUGCAUUUGAGUUCAUCUCCAUUGGCAGUAGAGAAGAUUCGCAGAAGAGGAGAUAAAAUCCGCCAGAAAUUUGUCAAAGUCGCCUGCAAAGUGUCGCGAGCCGUUCGCUGAACCCCCGUGAAUCCGCAGCGCCGUGUCACGCGUGCCGUGAGUGCUCGAGAGUGGGCCAGAGGUGUGAGAAAAGCAGUGUUUUUCGUUGUGCGGGCCAUUUAGUUGACCGAUCGAAGGCGGAGAGUGGAGGAAAAUCGUUGGCAGGAAUGUCGCCGAAGGUGUGAUUGUGCGGUCGCGCUCAGGAGGACACUCGGGCUGCCGGAGAGAGUGUGAUAUCCGGUGACGGGACAGUCUCAGAGCGGGCGCCAGAGGCCCAGUUUUUGCAAAAGCGCCAGGGUGGAUUUCGCAGUGGACAGAGUGUGAGGAGAAGAUGAAAAAGUGACUUUUCCUCAUUUACAUAUUUCGGGAAACGGAGAGAGCGAGCGCAGAGUCGGAGAGCGAAAAGUGCCGUGCGGAGUGCGAGAGAGCGAUAAAGUAAAGAGAAAGAAAAUCAUUAGAGAUUUAACCUGUGGUAGUUUUGUGAUUUUUCCCUUUUCUUCUUCUCCGUGGUUCUCUUCCUCCGGCGGUUGCGGGGGAAAAGUAGGCGAGCGAGAGGAAGAGCGACGUCACCUGCGGCUUUCGGGCGGAAAAGUCGAGCGAGCGACGGGAGAGCGAGAGUUUUCGCGCAGGAUCAUCGGCCAGCGCCGCUAAGACGUGAGCGCCACUCCGUGGUGGGGAGCGCAGUUCGCGGGCAAGGAUCGAGCGAGUUUCGUUGGUGUUGUUCAAUUGACCGGUGCCGGAAAAGUUGCGUCGCGCGAGGAGGCGAAAGAGUUGAGAAGCAAUGGGAAACAACGCCGCGACGGCGAAUAAGAAAGUUGACGCCGCCGAGAGCGUCAAGGAGUUCCUCGAUCAGGCGAAGGAGGAGUUCGAGGAGAAGUGGAAGCGCAAUCCCACCAACACAGCCGCCCUCGAUGACUUCGAUCGCAUCAAGACGCUGGGCACGGGCUCGUUCGGGCGCGUGAUGAUUGUCCAGCACAAGCCGACAAAGGACUACUUCGCCAUGAAGAUCCUGGACAAACAGAAGGUGGUGAAGCUGAAACAGGUGGAGCACACGCUGAACGAGAAGCGGAUCCUCCAGGCCAUCUCCUUUCCAUUUCUCGUCAGUUUAAAGUAUCAUUUCAAAGACAAUUCGAACUUGUACAUGGUGCUGGAGUACGUGCCAGGCGGUGAGAUGUUUUCACACUUGCGCAAGGUGGGCCGCUUCUCUGAGCCCCACUCGCGCUUCUAUGCGGCCCAAAUUGUUCUCGCAUUUGAAUAUUUACACUAUCUCGAUCUCAUAUAUCGGGAUCUGAAGCCUGAGAAUCUGCUUAUCGAUAGUCAGGGAUACCUCAAGGUGACUGAUUUUGGCUUUGCCAAGCGAGUGAAGGGGCGCACGUGGACGCUGUGCGGCACACCGGAGUAUCUGGCACCUGAAAUCAUUCUCAGCAAAGGAUACAAUAAGGCGGUGGAUUGGUGGGCACUUGGGGUGUUGGUGUAUGAAAUGGCCGCUGGGUAUCCGCCAUUCUUUGCCGAUCAGCCAAUUCAGAUCUAUGAGAAGAUUGUCAGUGGCAAAGUGCGGUUUCCCUCACAUUUCGGCUCAGAUCUGAAGGACCUCCUCCGUAAUCUCCUUCAGGUGGACCUCACGAAGCGCUACGGCAACCUCAAGGCUGGUGUCAAUGAUAUUAAGGGGCACAAGUGGUUCGCGUCGACGGACUGGAUUGCCGUGUUCCAGAAGAAGAUCGAAGCGCCUUUUAUACCACGAUGCAAAGGACCAGGGGACACAAGCAAUUUCGAUGAUUACGAAGAGGAGGCGCUCCGGAUCUCAAGCUCGGAAAAAUGCGCCAAAGAAUUUGCCGAAUUCUAAAAAGACCGAACACACCAUCAGACACAAAAUUUGCCUGCUUUUACCGGAGAAAUUCACUUCCUUUUUAACCAUUUUGAGUUUUUUUUUUCUUUUUAAAUGUCACUACUUACUGUUUUCCUUUUUGCCCUCUGCGCUGUGUCCACUAAAGUGUGCAACCUGAUGAACUAUAUAUUGUAAACUCCCUUCAGUCAUUUUACACGUUUAUUUCGUUUUUAACAUUCGAUAAUGGCUUUAUUUUAUUAUUAUACUAGUAAAGAGAAGAAACCUUUUAGAGAACAUCUUUGACUAUUGCUAAGACUUUUAUUCCUCUGCCUUUUUUCUCCUUUUUUGUUCUCUUUUUUGAUUCCUCUCAACACACAAAUAACUCUAAAAUAAUAAUAAUAAUAAUAAUAAUGAUACAAAUAUCCGCAAAGCGGCAGAGAGAAGCAGAGAGAGAGAUUUUAAAAAGUUUGGAGAGAACGGAAAAAAGGCAAGAAAAAUGCAAAUGCGAAGCAAAUGGGAAAAAUGUGAGCUGGACAAAUGAGAUCCCAAGAAAGAAGUUCACACACUGAAAUGUAUUGUAAAAGGAAAAUCCCUCAGAAAACACACACACAUGCUAUUGAAGAAAGAGAGAGAGAGAGAGAGAUUGUAGAUGUUACGCCAAAAUAGAACAAUAGAAAGAAAUGGGGAAUAAACUCAUCAAAUCUGGCCAAAAUCAUCUUAUCAUCCUCCAUCAUCAUUAUCACAAUCAUGAUCAUCGCGCGCGACGUGCUCCACCGGAAAAACAGCCCAGCAGUGCGUGCUCCAGAGCGGCAUCCGACGAUGGAGAGCGUCGAAGUCGUCAGUUGCAGAGGAGAAAAUUGUGGGGAUGAAUUGCAGCAAAAUAUCAAGCAGGUCUCAUCGAUUUGUGACUAUUUUCGUUCGUCAUCUCUUCAUUAUCCAUUCAACAAGUGACAUUCGGAGGCGCAGUGAAAAUUGUAAGAGACGAAUGAGGAGUGGAGAGGAAAUGAGAGGAAGAGAAGCAGUAAGACUGUCAUCAUCUUGUCGAAAUAAAAGGGAUAACUUAAAAGGCAAAUGAUUAAAAUCAGGAAAAUGAGCUUCAAACCAUUAUGGUUUUCUAUAUAUCCAAAAAAAAACGAGAAUAAAAGAGGAAGAAGAGAGAAAAUAUAACAUAUUUAAAGACGACCUGUGGAUUCAUAUUCUUACCUAACAUAACUAUAGUUCUCUUUUUUACACGCUAGUGUGGUUGAAUAGAGAGAAAGAUUUAUUUCUAUGAAAGAAUACUUUAUAGCUAACAAAUGUAUCUGAGGAAGUCCCUUUUUCCGUUUAGUCAAUUGAUUUUCUAGAGAGGUAUUAACACACAUUAUCAAUUCGAUAGGAUUUAUUCGUUGGUCAGACAUGUAUUUUUCUCCUUUUCGUGCAAAAUACAAUUUUAUCAGUAUAGUGAGUAUGAAAUUCUAUCUGGUUGAUAAAUGUGAGAAGAGAAAUAUAAUAUAGAAAGAAUUGUAGAAGUUUUUCACUAAUUUCCUACUACAAUAUCACUUGAUAGAAAGAAAUAAAUUGCACAUUAUAUUAAUAAUAGUAUAGCUAAUUUUACGAUGAGGAUAAUUUCUUUUGUCACAGUUUCGUUGAGCAGCAUUUUGUGGGGUGGAAAGAAUGCGAGAAUGCAUAUAAGAAAUUCAGCAAGAGAGGAAAAUUGUUGAUACACGCGGUGUUUCUUUCCAUUUUCCUCCUUUUAUUUAUUGUUCUACAUUAUAAUAAACUCUGAAAGAGAGGGGAGAAUGUGAGGAUAUAAAAGAUGAACAAAGUGGAAAACUGUUCAUGGCGUAAAUAUAUUGAGUGAGAGGUGAGAAGAGUUGAGCAUUGGGGAUUUGCUGACAUGGAGAGAGAGCAAGUAAAAAAUGCAAUUUUAUUAUCUUUUAUUGUUCUAUUUGUGGGGGAAAAAGUUGAAUUACAAAAUAUAAAAAAUGCGAGAGCAAAAGAAAAACUCUUUCCAUACGUGAAAAAAAAUAAGGGAUGAUUUGGAGGAAGAAUGGCGACUUUUUUCCUCCGAAUGUGUGUGUCUUCGACUGCAAUUUUUAUUUAUUCUACCUUUACCUGUUUAUUCACAAGUAUUUUGCUCAGCAUUAUACAGUCAAGCUAUAUAAUUUAUUAAAUAUCAUUUUCAGAAUAUUCUAGUUGAUCGUCGUGCAUAAAAUUUAGGUGAAAAGUGUCCUCUAAUUGUAAACGAUUUGUGAGGGGUGAAUUAUAUAGGCUUUACGAAGAUGAAUCCAAAACAAAAAAAUAAGUAUAUUUAAAGAGAGAGAAAGAGAAGUUCUAUGUAUAUUCUUGAGUUGUUAUUGUGUUGUAUUGUUUUGACAAAAAGCGAAAAGAUUUGCAAAAAAAGGAGUAGAGAAAGCAUUGUAAAAGUGUGUUUCUGUAAAUAUUAUUUUACAUUAAAGUGUAUUGCAUAUUAUAUUGUGAUUUCUUUUUAUUUAAUCAGUGAUGUUUUUUUUUUCUCUCCUUGAUUUAAUACCUUUUCACACUGGUUUCACCCAGAAAGUUUUCCACACUUUGUUAUCGCUUUUCUGUGUGGACAUAAUAAUAAAGUUGGUUGACUGAAUUUUUGCAAUAACUGACUUUAUUGAUUGUUUUCCUUUUUAAACUUUUCUCGCUAUUCGUCACCCAGUGGAAAACAGAGCAAAUAGCUGUUCUCUCUCCUUCUCACAAUUGUGCAGAACAAAAGAGCCAAACUAUAACAAAUCACAUCGAGAAAAGAGAGGCAAUGAAAAGUUGCGGAAUAUUUUCGUACAACUGCGUUCAGAAUGUAAUGAAGCGUAAAUCAUAGUAUAGAGUAAAAUAUACGAAGAAAAGCGUCGUUCAGCAAUAAUAGUGCCAGUUAAUCGUCAUGAAGUGUGGAAAAUAUCCUUUCUUUAACUGCGAAGCUUCUUCUAAAUGUUGACAGUCUUCCAGAACGGGCUUUUCCGCCCCGAAAAACACAUUUUCGCGCCUUUGUAAAACGCCUUCACGUAGAGGAAUAAAAGAAUCAUGGUUCAUUUGAUUUCCCCAUGCGAUUAUUCAAACUACAAUGUCUCAAAGUAUUUUCUUUCUGAACACAGUUGUACAAUAUUUUCCGUAACAUUCAUUAUUCCUUCUCAUAUUUCGCGACAAAUUAGAAUUUUCGUUUAAUAGGGGGCGCAUUAAAAGCGAACGAUAAAAUGGUGCUGCUAUUUUGAGACACGAAAAUCAUUUAAAUUCGCCACUUGUGAGCUAAGCAGCAAAUGAAAAAUGUCUUGCGGUUGCGAGAUUCACAAAUUUACGAUCGCCGAGACACUUUUCGUGGCGCAAAAGUAAAUAAAGGAUUUCCAUUAGUUUUCAAAAGAUGUAUUUUUGAACGAAUCCUAAGAGAAUAAAUUCAAAAAUGAGAUGAAAAGUGCGAAAAUGUCUGGCACAAUUCAUCCAUUUAGAGAUGAUGGAGAAGGAAAGAGAGUGGCGACAGUGGAUGUUGCGAAAUAAGAACAGUUUCAAGAGAUUUUUGCCUGUGGAACUUUUGGGUGAACCAGGAAGAAAAAAAGAGAAAUUGGCAGAAAGUCUUGCAGUUUUAGUGUAGCAUUUUUGUUGAUGAAGUUUGUGUUUAGUUUAAGGAGCCGCGCAUUUAAAAUCCGCAAUAUAAAAAUAGAAAUAAUGAGAAAAUAUAGAUAAUACUAAAGUAACAGUAAAAUUGAUUGCAAAAUAGUGAAGAAAUACACAUGCAAUGAUAAAAAGCAUCACAUAGAAGAGGGAGAAGAGGUGAAACAGUGUCCAAAAGACCGAUUAAAAUGAAAACAUAGUGAGAAGAGACAACAAAAAGUUCAUCAUUAAUGGUAAUAUUCAGAUAGAAAUAAAGAAUCACAUACAAUUUUGUAAUAGAUAAGCAAAAUAUUUCGUGUCGUAAUAAGUUAAUAUGAGAGUCAAAGAGAGGUUAAAGAGUAAUAUAAUGAAUUAGUGGUGUAAAAGGAGAAAAGAAACCUUUCGUAGAUGAUGAAACUGAGCAUGAUAGUGAAGCCCAUAAUAAUGCAAGAGUUACACCAAUUAAAUGAUAAAUCGAUCGUAAUUAAUUUCUCAUUGUUAAAUGGUAACAAGCACAAUGCAGAAUUCACGAUUUUUCCAUCAAAUCACAAAAGAGUAAAAGCCACACAAUUUUACCCUUUACUUUUAUCACACACAAACACACACAGCAAAAAUUCUCCCCAUUUUGAAUAAUAUUCUUUAACGUAAAAUUAAUUGUGUAAUCGUGAGAGAAGUAAGAAAUUUUAAAGAUGCUUGUCAAGUCUAUUUUUGUUGAUUUUCAUUUGUACUAGAUAUAUAAUAUCAAAUAUUGAGUAAUGAGAAAAAACAUCUUAGAAUGUAUUUUAGUCAUGGAAAAUCUUAUCUGAUGAAAUCAUAAAUUGAGAAAGUCUAGUAUAAAAAUUACUUAGUCAAAUGAAUAUACUUAAAAAUGACAACCAAUCUUUUUAGAUCUGCCUGAUUAAAAUUAAAGUAAAGAUGAAAAUUGAUAUAAUAGUGCGUAUUUAAGCAAAAGAAGAAGAAAAAAUUGUACGAAGUAUAUUAAAAAUGAAAAAAAGUCCUUCGAUAUUUUCCAUUUUCACAAAUGUUUAGAAGAAGGGAGAAAGUCAAGUUGUUGAUGAAAUGCGCAUGAGAAAGUCUUUUUCAAAGAAAUUUUGUAUUGAAAUUUCUCAUUUCUUGAGUAACACACUUGUCACCAACUAUUUUAACAUAUAAUAAAAGAAAACAUAUUAGUGAGAUACAAACAAUAAGAAAAAACUGCAAAUGUACAUAGCAAAAUAACUGCAUUCAUCUAGUAAAUUAUUAAAUUAUUGUCAUAAUUACCUUGUUAUCAUGAUAAAAGAUAGAGAAAGAGAGAGAGAAGAAAAUCAUCCAAGCGAGGAGGAGAAUUAUAGUGGAAAAAUGGUGGAAAUCAUAGGUUUGUGAAGGGUGUAAAAAAAACAAAA